This is a messenger RNA of Cynocephalus volans (Philippine flying lemur), 1275 nucleotides long. RefSeq names its product S-phase kinase associated protein 2 (gene SKP2). Gene Ontology annotation, cellular component: SCF ubiquitin ligase complex; cytosol; nucleus. The record is from RefSeq and is a predicted model, not a curated record. Lineage: Eukaryota; Metazoa; Chordata; Mammalia; Dermoptera; Cynocephalidae. Bases 1 to 1275 code for a protein of 424 amino acids. The transcript is spliced from 10 exons. Gene Ontology annotation, biological process: SCF-dependent proteasomal ubiquitin-dependent protein catabolic process; regulation of cell cycle; G2/M transition of mitotic cell cycle. Gene Ontology annotation, molecular function: protein binding.
AUGCACAGGAAGCACCUCCAGGAGAUUCCAGACCAGAGUAGCAACGUUAGCACCAGCUUCACGUGGGGAUGGGAUUCCAGCAAGACUUCUGAACUGCUGUCGGGCAUGGGGGUCUCCACCCUGGAAAAGGAGGAGGUGGACAGUGAGAACAUUCCCCAAGAAUUGCUCUCAAACCUAAGCCAUCCGCAGAGCCCCCCACGGAAGCGGCUGAAGAGCAAAGGGAAUGACAAAGACUUUGUGAUUGUCCGCAGACCUAAGCUAAAUCGAGAGAACUUUCCAGGUGUUUCAUGGGACUCCCUCCCAGAUGAGCUGCUCCUGGGGAUCUUUUCCUGUUUAUGUCUCCCUGAUUUGCUAAAAGUCUCCAGUGUUUGUAAGAGGUGGUAUUGCCUAGCGUUUGAUGAGUCUCUAUGGCAGACCUUAGACCUCACAGGUAAAAAUCUGCACCCGGAUGUGAUUGGGCGGUUGCUGUCUCGAGGGGUGAUUGCCUUCCGCUGCCCACGAUCAUUUGUGGACCAGCCACUGGUUGAACAUUUCAGCCCUUUUCGUGUGCAGCACGUGGACCUGUCGAACUCAGUAAUAGAUGUGUCGGCCCUUCAUGGCAUUCUGUCUCAGUGCUCCAAGUUGCAGAAUCUAAGCCUGGAAGGCCUGCAGCUUUCGGAUCCCAUAGUCAAUAAUCUUGCUCAAAACUCAAAUUUAGUGAGACUAAACCUUUCUGGGUGUUCUGGAUUCUCUGAGUCUGCCCUGAAGACUUUGCUAAGCAGCUGUUGCAGACUGGAUGAACUGAACCUCUCUUGGUGUUUUGACUUCACUGAAAAGCACGUGCAGGUGGCUGUCGCACACGUAUCCGAGACCAUCACCCAGCUGAAUCUUAGUGGCUACCGGAAGAAUCUCCAGAAAUCAGAUGUCUCUACCUUAGUUAGAAGAUGCCCCAAUCUUGUCCACCUAGACUUAAGUGAUAGUGUCAUGCUAAAGAAUGACUGCUUUCAGGAAUUUUACCAGCUCAACUACCUCCAACACCUAUCACUCAGUCGAUGCUAUGAUAUAAUACCUGAAACUUUACUUGAACUUGGAGACAUUCCCACACUAAAAACACUGCAAGUUUUUGGAAUCGUGCCAGAAGGUACCCUUCAACUGUUAAAGGAAGCCCUGCCUCAUCUCCAGAUUAAUUGCUCUCAUUUCACCACCAUUGCCAGGCCAACCAUUGGCAACAAAAAGAACCAGGAGAUAUGGGGCAUCAAAUGCCGACUGACAGUGCAAAAGCCCAGUUGUCUAUGA